This is a messenger RNA of Cuscuta campestris, 1853 nucleotides long. The record is from the annotation of a GenBank genome assembly. Lineage: Eukaryota; Viridiplantae; Streptophyta; Magnoliopsida; Solanales; Convolvulaceae.
AUGACAAUCCAAAACUUGCAUAUGAAAAGUGAAAUUAUUUUUUUAGAGAGUGAAAAAGUAGAAUUUUUUGAUACUCCGGAUAAUUUUUCUUUAAAAAUAUUGAUGAAAGAAGGGAAAGGAACCGGCCCGACCCAUUUUUUCCGCAUUUCGCUCGGUCCUGGUCCAAAUUACAAACCAAAUAAUGAAACACCCCAUAGUCCUGGCGGAGCCGCGGAGGCUGAGGUAAACAGACCUCCUAAAGCUCGACUAUAAUGGCGGAAACAAGACGGCUGAGAGGCCAUAAAGCGGCUGCCACGUGCUGUAUUGCUUCCCGGAGCCGCCCUGGCCUUAUUGCUACUGCGGCCGAGGAUGGCAAUGUUUGCUGGUUUGACAUGCGGUGCAAAGAUGCGAUUUUUACUAUGGAUGUUGCCAAUCAUAAUCCCAUUUCAUCCAUCUGUUUCAAGCCAGGCAAUGAAGAUAUAAUUUAUGCAUCGUCAGGAAAUGAAGUCAAGUGUUUCGAAGUGAAUAUGGGUAAUUCAUCAAAACAGCUGGAGAGCUACAAUUACAACAAGGAUGAAAUAAAUCAGAUUGAUUGCACUGUAAAUUCAUCAUUCCUUGCUGCUGCAGAUGAUAGUGGGGAUGUUAAGAUAGUUGAUAUCCGUCAGCAAUGCCUUUAUAAAACUCUAAGAUCUGGUCAUACAAGUAUUUGUAGCAGUGUUCAAUUUGUUCCUUGGAGACCUUGGCAAGUCGUAACUGGUGGCCUUGAUUCAAAGCUUGUGGUAUGGGACUAUUCAAAGGGACGACCUCAGAAGAUUGUGGACUUUGGCAUGCCCGAUGCAAGUAAUGAAGAGAAAACGGUCCAGUGUUUGAAUCCUGCGUUUGCCCAUGCGCUGGCACUUCCUGAAGUUGAUAUGGUGGAUAAAGUAGGGAAGAUUUGUUUGGCGGCUAGGGGUGAUGGCGUUGUUGAUAUUUUGAAUAUUGAUUCUGAUCUCAACUCUUCUUCUAAAUCAAAACGCUCUUCUAAUAAACCCAAGGACACUUCCCAAGGGCAAAACUGGAGACUGGAUCACACUCUGGGAGGGCACACUGCUGCAGUUUCCUGUGUGGCAUUUUCCGUAUUUGGAGGAGAGAAGGGAAAGUUCAUAAUUUCUGGUGGGAACGACAAGCAAGUGAGGGUAUGGGAUUGGACAAAACUUUUUACUGGUGAUGGAACAAACACCAGCAGCAACGAUCUUUUGAAUCUCCAAUUAAAUUUAAGAAGAAAAGUGAAUUGGCUCUGCACUGCACCUACUGACUCUGAUAAUCUGGUUGUGUGUGACACUUCCAAAGUGGUUAAGGUUUAUACCAUUGCCUGAAUGCAUGCAUUUCGAAUUGUGUUAUUCCAAAUACAAAUAUGGGCCCCACCAAACUGUGCGAAUACUAGAAAGGCAAGGAUGGAAGGCUGCAAUUGUUGUGAACACUCUAUAUGGCGCGCGCUUUGUCUUUUUACGGGAAAAAGUGCCUUGUUGCGGUCUAGCUUAUGCAAUUUCAAUUGCUCACAUACCGUGUAGUUAUGUUCGUUGACUCAUUCGCUUGGAACCGUUUGGUACAAACUAUGAUUGAAUUGUGUGUAAACUUGACUCAAUUACGUGUUGGUGGCUCUGAGGUUCGUUGUUGAAUCAAAAGAGGGUCGAACACAUGAAUUAGGCUUUAAAUUUAUGUUGGCGAUGUUCCUUGACACAAAAGAAUUGUGUUUGAUGUUGUAUUACUAUUAGUGUUAUGUUUUGGAAAUGAAAGGAACAUGGAUCGCCACACGUCUGUUUCACACUAUGUUGUACAAUGCCAGGUGAUCGGCGCACGUUAAUUAUUCGUCCUAAAAAAGAAUAUUUAUUUCG